AUGAUUGAGGUUCAGGAUCUCAUCGCCUCCAGAGGGGGAGAUCCCAAAAAAGUCAUCGACAGCCAGCAAAAGAGAUUCGCGUCCACCGAACUCGUCGACGAAGUAGCCGCACUGUGGAACGAUGCCUACCAGACGAGAUACAAGGCCUCGCAGGUCGGCGCAAAGAUCAACGCAGUACAGAAAGAGAUUGGCAAGCUGAGGAAGGCUAAACAAGAUGCAGACCAUCUACUGAAAGAGAAAGCCGACCUCGAGAGAGAGAAGAAGGCGGUCGAAGACGAGGCCGCAGAGAAGGAAAAGCUGAGAGACAAAAAGUGCAAACUGAUCGGGAACUACGUCCACGAGUCUGUGCCAAUCCAUGACAAUGAGGACUUCAACGAGGUCGUCAAUCAAUGGGCACCCGAGGGCGUGAAGGUCGAGAAGAGGGACUGUCUUUCCCACCACGAGGUCAUGACGCGCGCAGACGUUUACGACGGCGAACGGGGCGUCAAGCUGGUGGGACACAGGGGUUACUUUCUCAAAAAAUGGGGAGUGCUUCUGAACCAGGCUCUCAUCAACUAUGGUCUUCAUUUCCUCGUUGGCCGAGACUAUGAUCCCAUCCAGCCGCCAUUCUUCAUGAAGGCCGAAUACAUGGCCAAGACGGCUCAACUGGAGCAAUUUGAUGAGGAGCUGUACAAGGUCGUUGAAGGCCCGGACGCUGAAGACAAAUAUCUCAUCGCCACCUCGGAACAGCCGUUGUCCUCCAUGUUCGCCGACGAAUGGUUGACGGAGAAGGAUCUCCCCAUGAAGUUUGCCGGCUACAGCUCGUGUUUCAGGAAAGAAGCCGGCUCUCAUGGUCGAGAUGCCUGGGGUCUCUUUCGCAUACACCAGUUUGAGAAGAUCGAGCAGUUCUUGUUUGUCAAGCCGGAAGAGUCUUGGCAGGCACUGGAAGACAUGAGAGAUACAGCCGAAGCAUUCUAUCAAUCUCUGAAGCUUCCCUACCGAGUCGUCGCGAUCGUGUCAGGGGCGUUGAACAAUGCCGCUGCAAAGAAGUACGACUUGGAGGCUUGGUUCCCAUACCAAGGCGAGUACAAGGAGCUGGUCUCGUGCUCGAAUUGUACCGAUUACCAGACUCGCGAGCUCGAGAUCCGAUACGGACAGAAGAAAGGAGCCAUUGACGCGAGAAAGUCGUAUGUCCACGCCCUGAACGGUACCCUUUGCGCCACAGAGCGGACACUGUGUUGCCUGCUCGAAAAUUAUCAGACGGAAGACGGCUUUGAGGUGCCAGAGGUUCUGAGACCAUACAUGCCACCUGGCACGCCCGACAUCAUUCCCUACACAAAAGAGCUGCCGAAGGAGUCGACUUCUGCCAAAGCGAAGCAGCCACCCAAACCAAAGGGUGCCAACCAGCCUGCGGCGGAGAACGUUACAGACAAGUUGAAGGACCUGAAGGUUUAG
Molecule: messenger RNA, 1434 nt
Organism: Capronia epimyces CBS 606.96
Lineage: Eukaryota; Fungi; Ascomycota; Eurotiomycetes; Chaetothyriales; Herpotrichiellaceae
Product: seryl-tRNA synthetase
Exons: 6
Coding region: 1-1434 (477 amino acids)
Biological process (GO): seryl-tRNA aminoacylation
Cellular component (GO): cytosol
Molecular function (GO): ATP binding; tRNA binding; serine-tRNA ligase activity
Source: RefSeq, a predicted model, not a curated record